This is a messenger RNA of Naegleria gruberi, 3555 nucleotides long. RefSeq names its product HEAT domain-containing protein. The record is from RefSeq and is a predicted model, not a curated record. Gene Ontology annotation, molecular function: protein binding. The transcript has 3 exons. Lineage: Eukaryota; Heterolobosea; Eutetramitea; Acrasida; Naegleriidae. Bases 1 to 3540 code for a protein of 1179 amino acids.
AUGUCAUCAGAUGCUCGUCUGAUUCAAUCACUAGAGGAAACUGCUCAAUUUAUUUCUAGUAAAUAUAAACUUGAUGAUGUAUUGAAUACCAUUUCAAAGAGGAGACGUAAUUCUCUUAAAUCGUCAUCAUCCGAAACAACAAAUAUUCCUCAAAUAGCCUUAGAGAAAGUCAAUAAUUCUCAGAGGCUUCAAAGAGAAGAGGAAGAAGAUGAUGGUGCACCAUCUGUUCUUUCAGCUCGUUCUCAUAAUUCAACAAGAUUAAGUAUUAAAACACCUAAUAAUCAACAACAACAACAAUAUGAAGUGAUUACACCUACAGGCUAUUUACAAAAUUCAUUUCAUUUCAAUAAUAAUAAUCAAUCAAUCAACCUCAAUCGACCUUCAAGUGCAGCAUCAAGUAAUAGUUGUGUAAGUCAAAAAACAAGUACAAGUCAAACAAUGUAUCCUAUUAGUAAUUCAAAACUUUCUUCACCUAAUUCAGUUCCAAUUUAUCCAUUUUCAAUGACAACAGAUCAUCAACAACUCAAUACUCAACAAUCUCUAAUUCAUGAAGAACAAUUACUUACUCCAAGACAACAAUCAUGCUUAAUGAAUCAACAAGAAGAAAUAUUUUCAAUUCAUGAAUUAGAUAGUGCUUCAUUAAGAUUACUUCAGGAAAUUCAUGAUCCUAAAUCUUCCCUAAAUAGUAGUAGAUCAAAUAGUAGUUUAGGAAUUCAUAAUCAAAAUAAUAACAAUUCAUUUCAUUCUUCUUCUAAUAAUUAUUCACAACAAUUAAUUAAUGAUGAAGAAUUAAAUCAAGCUAUAAAUAGUCAUAACCAAUUAAGGAAAGAAAUAAGUAAUGUCAUUCCACAACAAGAUUUUAUUGAACCACCAAAUGAAGAAGAAUCAAUUCUAGAAGAAGAAUAUGUUGAAAAUUAUGAAAUUGAUGAAACAUAUGAAAUUGAAAAUCCACAUUUAAAUAGAAUUCAUUUAACAACAAGUGAAUCAAUUAUUAAUGAAGUUUUUGAUUUAAAUAACAAACAAACAAGAGAAACAAUUGAACAAGUCAUUUCACAAUUAACUCAAGUUGAAGAUGAAUUAGAUAAACAAGAAGAUGAAUUAAUUAUUAAGGAACAAUUUUUAAAUCCAAUAAUUUUAAAUAAUAAUUUAACUAAUAAUUUAAAUAAUAAUUUAAAUAGAACAUCUUUGAAUCAAUCUAUUAAUAAUAUCAAUAAUAAUAAUAUGAAUAAUAAUAAUACAUAUACUAGUCAACAACAAUUAAAUCAAUCGAAUCCUUCUAAUAAUCUUAAUAAUUUUACACAAUGUAUACCACCAUUAAAUGAAGAUGUUGAUUAUAAAACAAGAUUACAAUAUUAUAUGAAAUAUUUAUUACAUUCUAAUGAAAAGAUAAAAAUGGAAAUAAAUCAUCCUUUAAUUAUUGAAAAUGUAAUACUUCCUAUUUUACAUAAAGAAUGUUUAUCAUUUGAUUUAGAUAAAAGAGAAUGUGCUAUUAAAUCAAUUAAACAUUUUGGUUUAAUUUCACAUAAAUGUUUAAAUACUUUACUAAAUAUGUUAAUUAAUGGUUCAUGUGAUAGAAUUUUAAUUGGACAAGCAAUUAGAUCUAUGGGAAUUGAAGGUGAAAAAUCUUUAAUUAAAUUAAUGGAAUCUUCAAAUUCUAAAGUUAAAGAAUCAAUUGCUACUGUUUUUGGUGAAUUACCAUAUUUAGUACAAUCUCAUUUAACUAUAAUUGCAAAUUCAGAUAUUCAUCAUUUUAUCAAAUCACAAAAUCCUAGAAUUUUAUAUUAUUUUAAUGGUGAUGAUCAAUUACCUCCUUUAUUAUUAUUUGAUUCAAGAGAAUUAAUUUCCAUAACUAGAAAUAUUAUUAGAGAUGGUUUAUUAGAUGAAAUUGAAUUUGGAAAUCAAUUUACAUGUAAAUCUGAAUUAACUUUAUUACAUGCAAUGGUUUCAUCUUUAAAACCAAUUAUUUAUAAUGAUACUAUAAAUGGAAAUAAUACAUUUUUAAAUAAUACUACUUGUAUUAUUAAUAAUAAUUAUACUUUAUUAAAUAAUACAAUGAAUAAUAAUUAUAAAAAUCAAACAUCAAUACUAAAUAAUAUUAAUAAUACUAAUAAUAUUAAUACAUCAUUUAAUUCAACUUGUUAUAAUUCUCAACAUGAUCAAAAUACAUCAUUUUCAAUAUUAAAAAGUUAUUAUAUAAAAGAAUGUCAAAGAAUUAAACAAUUAUAUCAACCUAAUAAUAAUAUAUUUAAAAAUAUUAAUAAUACAACUACUAUUACUACUAUUAUAGAAAAUCAAAGUGGUAAUAUUUGCAACAAUAGUAGUGGUAGUAGAAAAAUGUAUUUAAAUUCAUAUUUUGAACAAGUACAAGUGAAUACAAUUUCAAAUGAAUGUUUAAAUAGUUUAAUUUGUAAUUUUAAAUAUUCAGAUGAAUGUGUUAGAAUUGCAAGUGUUAAAUCAAUUAUUAAUUUAAUAAGUUUAAAUAAUAUUAAUCAAUUAUUAGAAUCAUUAAAAAUUGAAUGUUUAACAGAUCCAUCACCAAGAGUAAGAUCAUUAGCAUUGGAUGCUUUUGCUAAAAUUGGAAAAUCAUGUUCAUGUUUAAAUAGAAGAGAAAAGAGAUCAAUUUUACAAUCAAUAUUACCAUUAAUAAGAGAUUCACAUUGGAAUGUUAGAAUGAGUGCAUGUAAUGCAUUAUGUGAACAUUAUUUACAAAUAAUUAACAUGUCUAAUUUUGAUAAGGAUUUUUAUAGACAAAUUUUCCAUAUUUUAAUAACUGCAUUAAGAGAAGGAACUUUAUCAAGAAAUGAAAUUUGUAAAUGUUUAAGUUUAUUAGAAUAUGAUGGUAUUUCACAAUUAAUUUAUUUAUUAAGACAAGAUUCACAAAGUAUGAGUAUUCAAGUUAGAAUUUCAUCUUGUUAUGGACUAUCUUUAAUUUCAAUUGAUUCUCCAUAUAUAGAUAGAAUAGUUGAAACAUUAUUCAUGACUUGUAAUUCAAUUGAAAAAACUCCACCUCUUGUUAGAAAAGCUGCUAUUAAAUCUUUAGGUGAUUUAGCAAGAAAAUCUAAAGACAAAUUAUCAUAUCUAAGUCCAAGAUCACUUUUACCAUUUUUAUAUUCCUUUUUAAAAGAUAAGCAUUUAAUUGUACGUCAAAUGUCUGCUCAAGUUUUAGCUCAUUCAGGUCCACAUGGUGAAUUAUUAUUAAUGGAAGCAUUAUUGAAAGAUUCAAAUUCAAUUAUUCGUUCAAGUGCUGCUUUUGGAAUGACUUUUAUUGGUCCAAAAUCAAUCAUUUCAUUAAUAUUAGCACUCUCAAAUGAAAUUAAUUCACAAGUUAAGAAAUCAAUUUAUAUUUCAAUUGAAUCUUUUAAAUUUGAUGAAAUUAUUUCAAUUAUUCAAAACAAAUCUCAAAAGGAUUCAAUUUUAAAUACUUUAUACACAAUUUUAAAUAGAAUUAAUAAUUCAAGAGAAAAUUGUUAUCCAUCAGAUUAUGUUUUAGAUUUGUUUAAUUAUAUUAUUAAUACUUUUCAUUUAGAAAAUCAACAAUAAAUUGUUUUUUCAAUU